GCUGCAUUUCAAUGCAGGGUUUUUUUUUUCGAAUUCUAAAUUUGAACGUGGCCACGCGCCAGUCUCGACGCGUGCGCAUCGCGUCGCGCAUUUCUGAACGGAACGGUUUUACUUUUUUAAUUAAAUUCUAGAUUUUUUUUAAAUCUAUGGAGCAUGGACACAGUUUGGAAUUUUUCUGUGCUUAUUAUUAAAAAAACAUAAUUGUAAGACGGAUUUUAAGUGCCAAACGUUUGGACUUUUCUCGAGCUAAGCAUAGAGUCCUGUAUCGGCCAGAGACAGCGUUCCAAAUAUAAACCCAGUGCUAUUCCACAUUUAAAUUAAGAACCAAGUGAAGUGUUGGAACGUGUCAUGUUCCAUGUUCAAACUCUAAGAACGUAGACAAUAGUUUUUUUUUUAAGUUUUGAGAUCCAUGGUUUUUGGACGCAAUGGGGAAGAAGAAGAAACCUAAUGGGAAGAAAGGUGCGAAUAGAUUCUUUCGCUGGAUACGAAGCGAUCUUCCGGAUGAAGAAGACAAGAAAUCACCCGUCCUGCUCUUAGGAGUAAACAAGAUUUCCGACUCUCCAUUUUUCCUACGAAGAAGAAUCACAGACCCUCAUACUUCCGGCUCCAUACGAUUCUUCCGACCACCAAAGUCCAAAUACACCAGAGGUCUAAAUGGAGACGAAAGACUCGAGAAAAUCAGGCAAGAUUUACUGGUGCAUAAACAUAAAGCGGAUACGUACAUUCCAAAUAAUAAACAUGAAGUCUCUAUAGAAUCAGAGUCCAGAGAGCAUUGUAUUAAACUAAGUUGUGUAAGAAACUGCAUAUGUGACAGAAACAAAUCUUCAUCAAACAGGGGGUCAUUUUCCUUUCACAGACCCGAAAAUAGACAAUCUUCUUUAUGCCCAUCAGAACCUUACGGAAAAGCUGAGCGAAAGGAUAAUUCGGAGAACGAAAUUGAAUUUAAAUAUACAGAACACAUUCCAGAUGUCCAACCGUCUAGUAGCAAACAGAAUUCUUACAACGUAACCCCAAAAUCGACUGAAAGAAGACAUUUUUUACUUGCUAACCUAAAUGAACGAUUUCGCAAAACAUUAAGCUUGGACUCGCGUAAAAUAGAGACCAAUAGAGUGCUGAGUCUGCCACAGGAAUCUCGACCUAAGUCACUAGUAAAUACAAGCAACAUUUGCGUCCAGCAAUACAAAUCAGGAGAUCCAUUUCUUCCGCAAAAUUUUGACAAGGCCAACCAACCGAAGAAAAAACGAAAAUCAUUUUUUUCGCUAGACACCUUUUUCGAUACUAAAAAAUCUGAUACAUCAUCCAUUGAUGACUAUUGCUCGUCUAAAUAUAAGCGUUUUGAACUAGAAAGCGAUGAUUCUCCACUUUUCAGACGAGAUUUAAGCAAAGAAAAAACACCUGAUCUGUUAAAUCUACCCGUUAUCAUAGAUUCUGUUCGUAAAAAGCAAUCGGACACUAAACGCCAGUUAGAGAAACUAGAAAACCAUUACUAUAAAAGCUUGAAUAAAACACGAGCAGUUAUAGACGCUGUUCCAGCUGAUGCGACAGACCAAGGCGAAGGACCGAGUGGCCAUUCCAACCACCUAUUUCUUUACGAUGACGAUGUCGAAUAUAUUGAACCAAUUCGAAGUAACUUUACAAGCCAAAGCACUUUAAUAUUAGACAAAAGCAACCCUGGUGAUAGCACUUUAAAGCCAGGCUCAAUUUUAACAAUAAACACUGAAGAAACGGAUAUUAAAUUACCAAGUUCGACAGUUUCCCCUAAAUCAAAUGAUGUUAGGUGCUUAGAAAAUGAUCUGGACAGUAUAGGGGCAUAUGAAAUUGAAGUGAAGGAAUCGGAUUUGUUGAAAGAGUGUUCUAAGAAACUGGUGGUGAAAGUGAUGGAUAAAUCGGUGGAUUCGAUUGGAAGUUGCUCGCUAGACGUCGACGCCAGUACGGAUUUUUCAGAUACCACAUCCGGAAGCUUGAAUCUCCUAACACCAUCGUCAACGACUAGCAGGAUACGGGAUUUUACGUCUCGAAUACAAGAAAGAGUGUCCAACCUUCAACCAAACUCCACCCCCCAAGCGAUAUCACCAGCCAGAACCCCUGAUGACACAACUCCAACCCCUAAAAGAACAGAUAACCUAUUAAAACCCCCUCCGAAAAUUUUCAUAGACACCUCAAGUCACAGAUCAAGGAGUCAUUUGAAAAAACGGGACGAAGUACCCCAGAAAAAGCCUAGUUACUUAAACCUCGCUUGCUCUGUCAAUGGCUAUACAAAUCUAACUACAUACGAUUCAAAACUACGACAAGAUAUCAAUAAAAGUCGUGAAGCAUCCCCUAUAAGGCCUAUAACACACACAUACCAAUACAAAAGUGAAAGUAACUCCUUAUUAGUACCAAUACCAGUUAGUGCAAAUAAGCUGUUAGUACCAGCGUUCGGUCCCCAUGAUACUAGAAAAAAUUUGACAGCGAAGGCGCCUCCCAAGGCGCACACAGAUCCCCAGAUAUCUUCACCGUCACAUGCCUUCAUGGCUGCGGAAAAUAAACAGUUGAAAAACGAUUUCUUGGGCCCGAGUAUGACGACCACAACUCGUCCCUACAUAUCGAGUGAGAGCAAAAAUUUCGCAACAUCCAUGCUUCAUCAGGAUGAAGUCGAUAAUUCUAAGGAAAUCGCUUUCAAAUCUAGCUAUUCGGAAACCAAUUUUCGACAAUCUGUAACAACUAAUGGUAAAGAAAGUAGAUUUACAUCCGAAUCGUAUACUAUAUCAUCGAAUGGGGUGUCUAAACGUGUUGAAAUAACUAAGGAAAAUGGAGAGAAGCUGACGAGUCCAAUGAAAAGUUUUAUUCAACAGCGUGUAGAACGGUUAUACGGCCCAGGAGCGUUAGCGCAAGGAUUUUUCAACCAGAAAAGACAUAAAUUAAAAAGUUCAAGCGAAGAUGACGACUCAAAAGUGUUAACUGAAAAAUCUUUGAACUGCUCAAGCGAAAUCUUUCUGUCUCCUCGAAAAUCCAAUGACAGUUUCGAUGAAAACUGUAGUCCGACUAAGGAAGACCCUUCUGUUUUACCAGUUUUGAGGCAUUUAAGGCCAGAAUUCAGAGCUCAAUUACCAAUUCUGUCGCCGCGAAAGAGUUUAAAACCCGAUCUUUCUCCAGAAAAAACUGACAUUCCCGUACAAAAGACUGACAUUGGAACUAGUGAAGUGACGAAUGGUGUAUCUGUGAUAAAUUUAGACGACUCUGUGAGUGAAAGUGAAAGCAAAGUGAACUGUGUUAACAACAAUGGUGUAAGCAAAGUGAACGGGGAUGCACAAGUGAAAGAUGCAUACUACUUCUUGGAUUUGGAGAAAAAAGAGACUGAAAGGUUGAUUGCGUUGGCUGUUGGAGCUGAGAAGGAGUUGGAGAGUUUACAGAAUCAAGACAAUGUAAGUGAGGAAAUCCUCGGGUUCCUGCGCGCCGCUUCGGGUAAAGCAAGACUACUGGCCACGCAGAAGAUGCAGCAAUUUGAAGGCCUCUGUUACAACAACAUAAACGAACGUGGCGACGAGCCCUUUCCUACCACGCUGGAAGACUUACAAGGCUUCUGGGACAUGGUGUGUCUGCAAGUUAGGAACGUGGACGCACUGUUUGAACAAAUUGACAACCUGAAGAAGAAUAAUUGGCAGGAAAUCGCCGCCCCGGUAACGAAAUCAGUACAGCCGGCUGUGGCCCGGGGACGUGCGACACGCACGCCUGUUGUAAAGAAUGAGAAGGCGCGAUUGGCUGCCGAGAAGAGAGAGGCAGACAGAAAAGCCAUGUUGGAACACCGCAGACGCGUGGCCCGCGAGCGUCAAAUGGCGGCGCGUGCAACUCCCGCCACAAGUCAAGCAACUGACAACGAGAUAGCAAUUGAAGGCAGCCAGGAGGUGGAAAUCUUCGUGGGCAAAAGCGCAAAGGCAUCCGUCCCGCAAGGCGACUGUUCGCCAGAUCAACAGAGCUGAUUCAACUCACUAAUAUAAACACACAAACAGACAUACAAACUUAUAUUAAUACACGCUUAUACACAGUAACCUAUAAAACAAGUAAGACCAAUUACGCACUCAUCUCAUCCGACUCCGUGAAUAUCACACUUCACACUAAUAUUAUAAAGGCGAGAGUUUGUUUGUAUGUGUGUGUGUGUAUGUAUGUUUGUUACUCCUUCACCCAAAAACUACUAGACGGAUUUGGCUGAAAUUUGG
Molecule: messenger RNA, 4196 nt
Organism: Maniola jurtina (meadow brown)
Lineage: Eukaryota; Metazoa; Arthropoda; Insecta; Lepidoptera; Nymphalidae
Gene: vlc
Exons: 9
Coding region: 426-3959 (1177 amino acids)
Biological process (GO): signaling
Cellular component (GO): glutamatergic synapse; postsynaptic specialization
Molecular function (GO): molecular adaptor activity
Source: RefSeq, a predicted model, not a curated record